Ziziphus jujuba (common jujube) is the source of this 4903-nucleotide messenger RNA. RefSeq lists its product as uncharacterized. NCBI's taxonomy places the organism in Eukaryota, Viridiplantae, Streptophyta, Magnoliopsida, Rosales, Rhamnaceae. Bases 1230 to 3047 code for a protein of 605 amino acids. Gene Ontology annotation, molecular function: nucleic acid binding; zinc ion binding. The record is from RefSeq and is a predicted model, not a curated record. Gene Ontology annotation, biological process: DNA integration. The transcript is spliced from 2 exons.
GUUAGGUAUAUUUGAAAAAUAUAUUUUAUUAUUUGUUUUAUGUUAUGGUUUUUCCAAGAGCGACUUAAGGGUUAAGUAUCGCCAGUCGAGAAUCCAAAGCAGGGUAUCGUUGAGUUCAAAAAGCAGAUCUUAAAGGAAGCACGUGAUUCAAAGUAUGCGAUACACCCCAAGGGUACCAAGACGUAUGGAAUGCUCACUGGAUGACAUGGUGGUUUGGCACGAUAAAGGAAGUUGCAAGAUCCGAAUAAAGGUACUUAAGUCACCGACAAGUAAAGUAGGGAGAUGUAAACAUGGAUUUCGUGCUUAAACUAUCAUUCACAAAGAGAAGGUACGAUAGCGUUUAGAGAAUCAAGCCAGCUCCGGAUAGCGACUAAAGUUCUACUUGGUGGUUGAUGAGGUUAAUGAGAUGAGGAUGAUUCCUUAGGCAUGGUUGGAUGUUUAAGCAUGGUUAUUUUCAUUCUAGAAGCUAAGAUCUUGAUAUUUUAUUUCCUUGGAGAUUUAAGGUUCGUAUUGAUGGUGCUUCAUCGAUUCAAGGUGGUUGAUAUUGUUGGUGAUAAUUUACAAUGAUAAGGAGUAUGAUUUUUGGGACGGAGUUAGAAUUUAAGAAGUGUGGGUUAAGGAUCUAGUGAUUUGUUCAUAGUAUUGGUGGUGAUGCUAGAAUUAAGAUUUAAAUUUCUUAUUGCUUGAGGUGUGGAUUCAUGGAAUCUAUUUGAAAUUGGGAAAACUUAGGGUUUUCAAGAAUGGUAUUUGGAUGUUGAGAAUUUUAUUCAUGACCUUGAUGAAUUUAGUUAAAAGAAAGAUUGAUGUUUGUCGAGGUUAAGACUAUUGGUAAAUCAAUGAGGAGCAAGGGUUUUAUAAUUGUAAGUACUAGGAGGGUAAUCGAAGAUAAGUGAAUUAAUCUCAACCUUAACUUGGUGAUACCAGUAUUUGAGGAAAUUAGACUUAAGUUCUAAUCUUACCUUUUGGAUUGCUGAUCGAGUUACGAGAGUUGGUUGUUGGUUUAAGGAUGCAUGCUUUAGAAGCACCUUAUGGUUAGCGUUCGACUAUGACCAAGACUUGUAGAUCGUGUUCUCGUGGACCAAUUUGACUAUCCUUAAUUAGUGGGCAUGAGAAGGAAAGUUGCACAAGAGGGAAGUUAAAGUCACUAUUAGGCGAAUGUAGUGGCAGAUGCUUUGAGUAGGAAGGCUACUGGAUCCCUUGCUCACAUCCAAGUCAUCCAACUACCUCUCAUGGUGGAGUUGAAGAAGAUGGGGGUGUUAAUGCAUAUGCAUCCUUUAGGAGUUCUCAUGGCUAGCUUCCAGGUACGACCGGUGUUGGUGGAUCGUAUAGUAGAGACCCAAAUGGAAGAUCCUAAGUUGAGGACAAUUAAGGGCAAGGUACAAGAAGGUCUUGAUCCGGAAUUUUCCAUAAGGAGGGAUGGAGCCCUCGUGUAUAAAGGACGACUUUGUGUUCCGGAUAUUCCAGGACUCAAGAAGGAGAUUUUAGAGGAGGCGCAUAGCUCGAUGUAUGCGAUGCAUCCGGGAAGUACCAAGAUGUACCGGACGCUUGUUAAGUAUUAUUGGUGGAUUGGUAUGAAGAGAGAAGUGGCAGACUUCGUAUUAAAGUGUUUGAUUUGUCAACAAGUGAGAGCAGAAAGACAGAAGCCUUCGGGACUACUCCAACCUUUACCGAUUCCCGUGUGGAAGUGGGAAGAACUCAACAUGGACUUCGUAUUCAAGCUUCCUUCCACACCUAGAAGGUACGACGGCAUUUGGGUAAUCAUUGAUCGUCUCACCAAGUCGGCACACUUCCUACCGGUACGAGAACGUUUUUCGCCCGAGAAGUUAGCCCAGUUGUUCAUGCAGCGCAUUGUAAGUCUUCAUGGAGUACCGUUAGCCAUCGUCUCCGAUCGAGAUCCGCGCUUUACUUCACGACUAUGGCGGAAGUUGGCUGAUGCACUAGGAGCAAGACUUAACUACAGCACCGCUUUUCACCCACAAUCUGAUGGACAAGCAGAGCGCACAAUCCAGACAUUAGAAGACAUGCUAAGGUCUUGCAUUAUGCAGUUUCGUGGUAGCUGGGAUGAACAACUGCCAUUGAUAGAGUUUUGUCCUCCUGCGUACCGUGAGGCGAGAAGGAGAGAGUUCGAAGAACUACGACAGGGGAACAUGACAGUGACAGAGUACGAGAGGAGAUUCCGAGAACUAUCAGAAUUCUACAUGCACCUAAUUCCCGACGAUCACACGAAGAAGGUGAGGUUCAUAGACGGAUUGAAAGAGAGCAUCAGCUACACCCUUUCUGGAUCAGUACAUCCCACCUAUCAGUCCGCCAGGGAUGCAGCGCUCGAGCUAGAGAGACAGGAGGAGAUACACAGACCCGCGAGGCGCAGAUCAUUCGAAGGUUCGUAUAGCGGAGUACCUCGACAGGGGGCAGCUAAGAAGAGCCAUAGCUCAGGCUCAGACAGUGAUGGGUUAAGCCCACGAGGCAGAUUCCAGAGGAGAGAUAGUUAUCGCAUGCCCCAGCCAGCUCGCCAUUCGAUCAGUGUGGAUGCAAGCUCGUAUCAGCAGUCACGCAUUGGUUCUCCGCGGAUUUGUCCACUUUGUAGGGGGAAUCAUUCUGGGCAGUGUCAGAUGGAUGGUUUAUGCUUUCGGUGUGGGCAGCCAGGCCACAUAAGGAGGGAUUGCCCUUAUGGUAGCAGCAGUGUGCUAGAAGCAGGUCGACGGACACAGCAUACGGGGAUAUUUCCAGGACAGAGUUCCCAGGGGAGUCAGCCAGUAGGAGUUUCUUCGGGAUCAGUACAGCCGUCUGCAGGAUCGAGUCGAGGUAGAGGAAGGAGACCCCAGCAGACAAGUCAAGGCCGGGUGUUUGCUAUGACGCAGCAGGGAGCCAGGACUACGCCCGACGAUUUCACAGAUCAAGGGAUGGAAACAGACCUGAUCCUGUUGGAUCUAUCCGGACUUGAAGUAGUGUUGGGCAUGGAUUGGUUGGCAAGGAACCACUUGGUCGAGGAAGCAACGUGGGAACCCGAAGCACAGAUGCGUGAGCAGUACCCGUAUCUGUUCCAGUGACGUGCGGAAAUUUCGAGGACGAAAUUUUUGUAAGGGGGGAAGGCUGUAACACCCCGUCCCGAAUCGCACCGGAAUCCGUGCACGUUGACCGAGGUUGACCGUUGACCGAAGGGGGUCAAAAGUUGACUUUUUGACUCGGUAAGAAUUUUGAGUUGACUAGGGUACCGUGGCGAAGUGCACGAUGCCACGAGUUCGUAGUCUGGUAGCACGUCGAAAACGGAGCUACGGUUUGAAAGUUAUGGACGAAACAAGUUGCGGUCCAAACUGUCCAAGGGGUGCCGGAGUUGACUUUUUGUUUAUGGGGAAUUGAGCUUUGACUCAUGCAUGGUUGUGAAGUGCUCGUCGAUACGAGUUCACAGACUAGCGGCACGCUCAAAACGGACAUCCGGUUAAAAAGUUAUGGACGUUUGAAAUUUACCGGAUACCGUAUUAUUUUAAUAUUUUUUUUUGGGUCGGUGAACAGUGAAACGCCACGUGUCAGUUUCUGAUUGGUCCACGUGGCAUGAACAGUGUCAUGCAGGGUUUUAAUUUUGAAAAACUCUCGGGGAAGAGAGAGAAAGAGAGAGAAGAGAGAGAAAGAGAGAGAAAGAGAGAGAGAGAGCCACCGCCGGCCACCGGAUUUUGCCACUGUUCCGGCCGAGUUACUGUACACGCGCCGGACAGAAAGCUUGCCCACCUCAUUUCCGGCAAAACCUCCAAAUUUCACGGCGAACGGCCGCCGGACGCGCCCGGAUCGGACGUCCGAAGUUUGGCGGCGAUUUUUCUCCCUCCACCGCCGGCCACCGCGAAUCGGCACUAUUCCGGCCGAUCUACAGUACACGCGCCAUACACCCAACAUCCUCUCCUCAAGUCCGGCCUACCCACCAAAAAUCACGGCCAUCGGACCACCGACGCGCCGGGAUCGGAGCGUUUUCCGGCGAGGGGUCAAAAAUCUUCAAACGGUGAUUUCUCCGCCGUCCGACCUCCGUUUUGCUCACCGUCGGUCCCGUUGGAUUGCUCUCCUCACGAUCUACAAAUCUGCAAAAUUUCACAGCAAACGGCCACCGUCGGAAAUUACUGUUCCGGCGACGGUUGCCGGUGACGUGGCGGCCCGCCGGAAAUUACUGUUCCGGCGAGUACCCGAAAAUUCCGGCCAGCUCCAGUCCGCAGUGUUCGACCUCCUGAACCCAAAUCCGACUUCCGUUUCCACCAAUUCGCGACGGUUUGGGAGAAUUGCAGAGCCGAAACCCGAAAAGCUUCCCGAUAAAAUUCCAACCCCGUCGGGUACGAUCAUCGGAAAUUAAGACCGGAUCUGUGAUUAGCAUCACUCGAGCUUCGAUUCGGUAUAUAAUUCGUAAAUUUUAGUUAUCGUUUGUGUUUUGACCCCCCGGGUACCGGGUAUUAUUUACCCGAAUAAAAUAUUAAUUUAUUUGACUGUCUGUGAAUUUUGUUCUAGGAGCACCGGUGAGUCGUAGAAUUGAUCCCGUAGUGGAUCAUGGGUUAAUUGCGUGCUCCAGGUUCCAGGUUGUCGGUGUUCAUUCGGAGCGGACUUGAUCUUCCUCGCUGUUUUACUUCGUGAAGUACCCUGUUAUUCUUUUAUUGCAGUUGUAAUAUUUCUUUCACUCUUGUUGUAUUUAUUUUGCACUGGAUUACUGUAUUUAUUUUUUUUAAGUGCUGCAAUUUGUGGAACCAAUUUGUAGUUUGUGGGAGGAAUAAGGGGAUAUUUUUGAAGUGUGUUUUCAGUGCAGGUAAAUUUGUGGUAAGUAAAUCCCUUAGGGGAGGUGCUGCCGGAUUUUCCGUUGGAAGGUUCGGUGGUAUUUCCCUGGGAUCAGGGCUGUCUAGGGUUCCGGAGGAGGAAUUCUGGACGGGUCCUGACA